AUGAAAAUAUAUUAUAUUGGUAUUCUUCGCAAUAAUACAGAAAAGGCAUUAGAAUUGACUGAAGUAAAAGAUCUUUCCCAAUUUGGUUUCUUUGAAAGAAGCAGUGUUGGUCAAUUCAUGACUUUCUUUGCUGAUACUGUAGCCACAAGAACUUCUGCAGGACAAAGACAAAGUGUAGAAGAAGGAAACUAUGUUGGCCAUGUCUAUGCAAGAACCGAAGGGAUAUGUGGUGUUUUAAUCACAGAUAAAGAGUACCCAGUUAGACCUGCAUAUACUUUAUUAAAUAAAAUUUUAGAUGAAUAUUUAGUAGCCCACCCUCCAGCUGAUUGGGAUUCUGUAACUGAGACUAACGAAUCGUUGAAAAUGAAAGAUUUAGAACCAUACAUCAGCAAAUACCAAGAUCCAUCUCAAGCUGAUGCUAUUAUGAAAGUACAACAGGAAUUAGAUGAAACUAAGAUUGUUCUUCAUAAAACUAUAGAGAAUGUGUUACAAAGAGGGGAGAAACUAGACAAUUUAGUUGAUAAAUCUGAAUCUUUAACUGCCAGCUCCAAAAUGUUUUAUAAACAAGCUAAGAAGACUAAUUCGUGUUGUAUAAUCAUGUAG
Arxiozyma heterogenica is the source of this 603-nucleotide messenger RNA. It is a transcript of the gene YKT6, whose product is annotated as palmitoyltransferase YKT6. The coding region runs from base 1 to 603 and encodes 200 amino acids. NCBI's taxonomy places the organism in Eukaryota, Fungi, Ascomycota, Saccharomycetes, Saccharomycetales, Saccharomycetaceae. The transcript has a single exon. Gene Ontology annotation, biological process: endoplasmic reticulum to Golgi vesicle-mediated transport. Gene Ontology annotation, cellular component: Golgi apparatus; membrane. The record is from RefSeq and is a predicted model, not a curated record. Gene Ontology annotation, molecular function: SNAP receptor activity.